Messenger RNA from Glossina fuscipes, 4216 nucleotides. It is a transcript of the gene NKAIN, whose product is annotated as sodium/potassium-transporting ATPase subunit beta-1-interacting protein. Gene Ontology annotation, biological process: regulation of sodium ion transport. Lineage: Eukaryota; Metazoa; Arthropoda; Insecta; Diptera; Glossinidae. The coding region runs from base 685 to 3504 and encodes 939 amino acids. The record is from RefSeq and is a predicted model, not a curated record. The transcript has 6 exons.
AUAAUAAUAAUAUUAUCGCUAUUGUAGCUCAUAUUUUUCUUUUUGCUUAGUUUUUCGGAUGAGAGUUUUGUGUGCGCGAAUGUAUGUACAAGAUUCUCCUGUUUUACCUUUUGUCUUGCUUUGUUAUUUUAAAAGUCUUUGUUCUUGGUUUUUAUGUAUGUAAUAAGCUGCUUGCCCAUCUCUUGCCAUGAUCCUCACUCGGGAUCCUAAACAUCUUCUAUAAAAAAUUGUAGGAUAAGCACCCGCAAAGUGUGUGUCCCUGUCUGUUUAUACGUAUGUAUGUACGUGUGUGCGUGUUGUGUGUGUGUGUGUGUGUGUGUAUGAUUUCGGAAAUCGUUUUAGUCAUAACAGAAAAAAAUAAAUAAAAUAUAAUAAAGCUUUUCAAGUGUCGUUUCAAUUAAAUGGUUGUCAAUAAAAAAACUCUAGUCAAAAUGUAAUAAAAAAAAAAAAAAAUUAGAGCUAAUUAUACAUUUUAUUAAUGUAAGAAAUAAAAAGAAAAUAAUGUUUUAAAAAAUAUUUUAAGGAAUAGGUGGAGAGCUUUUGAUCGAUAAAUGAAUAAAUGAAAAAUUGAUAAGAAAUACAUAAAAUAAAAAAUAAUCUUAAAAUUGUUGUUAUUAAUUGGAAACAAAGAGUUAUUUGCCGAAAAUUUGUUGUUGAAACAUUUUUACAUGGAAUAAUUAUGACAUGGGAUCUUGUACGCGACGACACUUUUUGCUGUCAACAUGCUUUCUGCAAAUGAUAACAAUAAUCGAACGUCAAGUAUUCGAUUUUCUCGGAUACAUGUGGGCGCCUAUAUUUGUAAACUUCUUUCACAUAUUAUUUAUAAUAUUUGGAUUUUAUGGAGCAUAUCACUUUAGAAUAAAAUAUAUAAUAACAUACUUAAUAUGGAGUUUUCUCUGGAUAGGUUGGAAUGCAUUUUUAAUAUGUUUUUACUUAAAUGUGGGUACAUUGGACAAAGAUAGUGACUUACUGAAUUUGGGCACCGGUAGCGUGUCAUGGUUUGAGGUGAACGGUUACGGCUGUAAGCCCACAUAUCCCACAAAUUUUACCUCAGAAGAUCCUUACCGUCCCAUACGCCCGGAACGUGUAGAUGACUGCUUGCUAACGUACGAUUUAAUCGAAGUCAUACAUUCAGGUGUACAAUGUGCUCUGGCGCUUCUUGGUAUCCUGGGAGCUAUAUUAAUCAGCUAUAUAUUCCUCGAUGAAGAUGACAGAUUCGAUUUCAUGAAUGGUGAUGCGAAGAGUCCCCAGCACACCGUGGUUCAUCCAAUGUACGUGAGCUAUACAAGUAUACCGACUUCGGCAAGUGCUACCAUGCUAUCAACCAGCAAUAAUAAGCAUAUUAAUCAUCAUCAUCUAAAUAACAGUAACAGUAACAGUAACAGUUAUCAUCUCAGUACUCAUCAUGGCGUUAUGCAAGAGCAAGCAAAUUACUCACCCCAACAGCAACAGCAUAAACUUCACCAUAAGCUCCAUCAAUACGAUCAACAACAGCAAAAUUUUAGUAAUAGUACGACAACAACAACUAACAGUAACAAUAAAGCCAUAAAUAAUGGCAACACAUUUUUGAUACACCAUCACCAUAAUAAUCAUCGUGCUACUCCCAAUAAGGGCACUAGUAGUCUAAAUAGUGGUGGCCGCACCUAUUUAAGCGGUGGUAGUUUGAAUAGUCAGUUCAACGCGAACAACGGUAGUUAUAGUAAUAGAAAGCAACAAAAGUGCAAUUACAGCAGCCGUAGCAAUACACCUAACGCUAGCAAGACUAGCACAUUAACUCAUAUGCUCUAUAGUCCGAAACAAAUGCGUAAAAUAGGUUCGACAACGACAAGUAUUUUUCCAGCCCCUACAACCACGGCCGUUGAUUUAGCAUACAAGCAAUCAUUCUACGAUGACAGCACGGCUAAGGCCGAUCAUCAACUGUAUUCAAAUAAUUCUCGUCAUCAUUUUUCGCCACACACACACACACCUACGCAGGAUACGACUCCGUCUCUGUCUUAUGCCUCUUUACAGAAUUCGAAUCAAAAUUUGGUAUCUAGCUUAAGUGGUUGCGGUGUUGCGGGAGGAAGUAGAGGUGGUAGUGCAUGCGGUGGUGGCGUUAGUUCAGGCACUGGUACAGGUAUGGCUAGUCCCUUAAGUAAUAGUAACUAUAGUUUAACAAAUAGUUUGAAUAACAAUGUUACGGUGGGCACUAGCAACAGCGGCGGACAUUUCGCCCGCAUACACGGUAAACCUAAGCCACCCAAAUCCUCUAGUUAUAGUAGCUUCCUACAAGGUGGCAGCGGUUACAAUAGCAUCACCACAACUAGCUCCGGUAAUCAUGUACAACGACCUGAUAUCAAAUACACGCAAAUAUCUAACAAUGAACAACGUUUAUCUAACAAUAUCGACGAGGCAUACGAAGAAGAUAAUUUUUCAUUGCAGAAUUUCAAAACUGAUGAAGGCAUAACGUACGUACCUUUCACUAAGCCCACACCUACUCCUUUAACGACUAAUAGUAAUUAUUUUAUACAGAAGAUCGAAGGUGAUAAUAAAAAUCCUUCUUAUGCUUCUAUUGUUUCACUCAGCAAUGAACAAAAUUCUCUGAAUAAUAAUAGCAAUGAUAAUAAUAAUAAAAACAACAAUAGCAGUAGUGGUAGUAGAAAGAUUUUAAGUCCAAACAAUAAUAGUAAUAAUAAUAAUAAUAAUAAUAGUCUUCCCUUUGCAAAUGAUAAUGCAGGUAUUUUACUAGAAAGGGGAGCAAUUUUGCAACCAGCUUCUUUACAAAAUCCGGCCAUGCAAGUGAACAUUUUGAAUCCGGCCCAAAGAAUACUAUAUCAACAGAAUGGUUUACCAUUUCAUCCGGCUUACUCUCCGAUGACAUAUCGAGCUAGUAAUAUACCGCGUCCCACAAAUAUACCAUUGCCGACUAUACCGGCUCAAGUGGAGGGAAAUGAAUUAAUUUCACCCUCAGAUUUUACACCACCACCACCGCCGCACAAUCCGAAACCACAUAUUUUUCAACCGCGUUCGGGGCAAGCCCCAUAUCCUGACUUAUCGCCCGAGGUGGCAGAACGAUAUGCUAUGCCCACGCAAUACGUGCCGCGUUCGCCAGUGGCUUCACGCAUUAUUCGACGUCAGCGCCAACAAGCCCAGGCUACUCAAGACAAACCUUUUGCGGUAAAUUUUUGCGAUCAGAUACGUGAUACACCGCCCGGUUAUACAGACAAUGGUUAUAAAAUUGCUCGUGCCAAAAGUCACGAUCGUUUAAAUAACUCACAGCCGGUUGUUCUAAGAGACAAAGAGAAGAGCACGUCACGUCCUGGAGAAUCUACGCCGAAUGGUUUGCAACAAAUUAAAGAUCUGGCACCGCAUGUGAAUCGUCGUAGCGGACGACGGGACGGAAACAAAGUAAGACCACGAUCUUACUGCAAUUCUAUGACGGGGGGAGAGGGUGUUAUACGUGUCAAUAUAGCUACGGAUCGCGAGAAUAGUAUGAGAAAUGAAGCUUUGAGUUAUGCAGCCUAGACGAAAAAAAAAAUAAAGUCUCUUUGCUUACAUUUAUUGUAAAUAACUUUGAACUUUUCAUAUUGAUCCUAUCUCACAAGAGCACUUUUCACUUUUCAUACUCUCUCUUUCUCUCUCGCUCGCUCGCUCGCUCUCUCUAUGUUUUAAGCACCUACUCUUUUUGAGAUUAUAAAUAUUUAAAUAAAAGAAAAAUCACAAAAAAUUCUCAAUUAUUCUAGACUUAUAGACUGUGACUGCUGAACAUUUCUGGUUACUGGUAACUUUACUCAAGAGAACUGUGUGUGGUUUCUACAUAGUCCGCAAGUCGCAUUGAGUUCUUCUUUCUCUAGUUCUUUAUUCCUCUCUCUCUCUCUCUCUCUCUCUCUCACUCUCUCUGUAUAUUUUCAUAAGCAAUGCUGCCAAGUUUCAAGUUGCAUAGUUCCUUUGCUGUGCGAAAAAGUAGGUAAACGUUUUUAAGUAAAUUUUAUAAACCUUCUUUUGUGUCUAUAAAUACCUACCUAUAUAUAUAUGCGUGAGUAACUGCUGUGUACUAAAAAUGUGUUGAUUUGUUGAAUUUUUAACUUUCUUCUUUUACAUGUAUAUGUUUUCCUAUUCAAUUUUUUUAUUUUUUUUAUUGUUGAAAUAUUCAUAUUUUAGCACUCGUUUCUCUGCAAGAGAAAUAUGAAAACGUAUUUCAAAAUAUGAAAUUUUCAAGCAAAAAAAAAAAAAAAAA